Messenger RNA from Osmia bicornis bicornis, 7279 nucleotides. It is a transcript of the gene Atg2, whose product is annotated as autophagy-related protein 2 homolog B. Gene Ontology annotation, molecular function: phosphatidylinositol-3-phosphate binding. Gene Ontology annotation, cellular component: phagophore assembly site; extrinsic component of membrane. Gene Ontology annotation, biological process: piecemeal microautophagy of the nucleus; autophagy of mitochondrion; reticulophagy. NCBI's taxonomy places the organism in Eukaryota, Metazoa, Arthropoda, Insecta, Hymenoptera, Megachilidae. The transcript is spliced from 19 exons. Bases 540 to 6803 code for a protein of 2087 amino acids. The record is from RefSeq and is a predicted model, not a curated record.
UAUACGUUAUUCUACUUGUUCGAAAAAAUAUACGCGAAUCGUAUGCAUGAAUAAAGGAGAAAAUAAAAUUAGCUUAAUUUGGUCAGAUUUCUAAUCAAACACGAUAGAAAUGGAGAACGAAAUAUAUACAUUGAUAGAGAAAAAGUGAAAGGGGAUUAAAAAAACAAAGAUUCGUGCGUCUUUCUUCAAAGUCAGCUGAUUUCAGUCAAUGAGGGACCAGUGUUUCGUUUCAGUGUUUGUCUACUGGUCUGCUGGUCAGAUUUUUGUAUAAGUGUGCAAUGCGUGUAUGCAUGUGUAUGUAGUGCACGCAGAGGAAAACAUUACGCAGCUAGAACCCCGUUACAUUCGAAUCAUCGUACAUAUUAUGUUAAGGAUCAUUGUACCAGAGUGGACACGUGUUAGAAAGAUGAAAUUCACGUGGAUAAAUUGUUUUGCUUCUAAUUUCCUCGUAUAACAGGCCUAAUAAAACACGUAUGAGGAGAGAUCCAUUGAAAAAUCCCAUGUCUUUCUUAGACUAGAUUGUCAAACGUGGGAAUAAAAUGUCUUGGCUGGGAUGCAUUCCCUGGUCACAAGGGAUAAAAAAACGGGCCUGCAGAUAUCUCUUACAGAGAUAUCUUGGCCAAUUUUUGGAGGAAAAGCUGACAUUGGACCAGCUUACUGUAGAUCUUUACAAUGGAACUGGUCGUGUAACCAAUGUCAGCCUUGAUGUACAGGCAUUGAAUGAGAUGGGAGAGCAACAACAUCUUCCAUUAGAAUUUGUUGACGGUUUUGUAGCAGAAAUGUCUGUUAGCAUACCAUGGUCAGCUUUACUUAGCGAAGCUAGUUACGUGGAAGUAACUGGUCUAAGGUUAACAGUUCAGCCUAGACAAAGAACAGAAACAGGAACUUCGAUGUUUGAAUCUAUGUGGAGUUCCAUGACAUCUAGUAUGCAACUUGCACAAGAAUGCUUACAAGAAGAUGCAAAUAAUGCUGGAAAUUCACAGCCUUUGGAAGGAGUAGAAUUAUUUGCACAAACAAUAGAUUCGAUUUUAUGUAGAGUGAAAGUCAGAUUUAUAGAUACUGUAAUACGUUUGGAACAUGUGCCACUUGAUUCUUCAACAGGAGUUGCAAUAGAAAUGUGUAUAAAAAAUCUUGAAUAUUCAGAUGAAGCGGGCUUGGAUCCGAGCAAUACUUCGUUAGAUCCUAGUCAAUCGACAAAAGGAUAUAUUAUAUCAGCGUUCGCAACAAAACGAUUUUAUUUAGAGGGAGUGACUUUUCACACAGACGAAUUUCCAUCGCGUGCAAGAACUUUCUCUAGGAGUAUCAUUACAACAAGCAGAGGUUCAACACCAGAUUCCAAAAAUUCAGACGGUCAAUUUUCUUCUGCUCAAAUAUCUCCCAAUCAAAAUAUGCAAACUCCUCCAGAUGGGAAUUUUAUUAACAACUUAAGCGAAUCAAAACCUAUAAUAUUUGCCAAGUUAGCAGGCAGACAGGAAAUAAGGUUGAAAUUGAAACAAGGAGAGGGCGUUUCAGGGCCAAAGGUAGAAUUAGAAGUAACACUGGGAUCUUUUACUUCGUUUCUAAGCCCGCGGCAGGUACACGUUUUAUUGGAACUUGGGCACGGACUUGCAUCCCCAGAUUUGGAAGAUGUUAGUAACGUUGCACCAAGAACUUGCACCGAAAAACCUAUGGCUGGUAGCGAUUUCAAUCGUGUAGAACGAGAACUUAUCCAUCAAAUACAUCCGAAUCAAGGAUUACGUAUUAUGGAUCUAAGGCAUACACAAGGUUGGUCAACAGCAUCUUUGGAUGAAUCUGAUAAUGAAGAUGAAUUUUUACCGAUGCGAUUACCGGGAUCUACAUCGAUGAGUGAUUCAAUCACAAGCAAUAAUGUUAGCAUGGAUGGAAGUAUAUCAGCUAGUAGCAUUAGUUUAAAAAGUUCAUCAACAAAUUUACCGAAACAACAAAAACACAGACACAGUGUGGAUAACAGUAUGUCUGCAGAAACAUCUCAUUUUCACGUGAGAGUAUCAUCCAUAGCAGUUGUUCUAUUGCAUGAAGAUAUAUUGACUACAUGCGUGGAAGGGGGUGGCUUAACGUGUUCUAGUAUACAGCAAAUGAAGAAUUCGGCUGAAGAAUUUUUCAAACAGCUAGGAAUGUUUGCAGCUGGAGGAUACGGAAAUAAAGAUUUUGAUAAAGCAUCUAAAGUACUAUUGGAUGCUUGUCAUUUAAGUCACAUUAGGCUACUUGCUGCGCCGCUUGUCAUCGAAGGCAGAGAAAAAACUACUACGUUAUUGUCUUCGGUAUCUGGAACGUUAACUUUAGCUAGUCUAGAAAUUGUAGAAUGUUUAAUCGAUUCAAAUAGUACUUGUACAAACGGAACUCCGCCAACCGAAUACGUAGAAUUACUUACAUUUGCUAAAGAAGGUUCAACGAAUUUUGGUUUUACUAACAAAACAGACUUUAAAAUGAAAUUUAAACACGUGGUGUCUAUUGAAAAUACGCAUUACGUAGCGAAAUGUGCGCAUCCACGCACAAACAUUGACAUUGAUAUGGAACCGUGUAAAAGUGAGGUGGAUAUAACCAUUGUAGAUAGAAUAUGUGCUCUACUUAAUCCACAGCCUAUCUGCGUUUGUAAUCCAAUAUCUAACGAUAGAAAUCUUAAUCAGCAAACAUUGUUUUAUCAAGCUGUGGAAAGCCCCACUGUGUCAGAUUCCGCAGUUGUUAUAAAUGUAACUUCAUCUCAAUGUACAAUAAAAUUAAGGUUUCCAAUACCAGAUUUAAGACCGUUGCACGAUAUGAAUCGAGCCCCAUGGUGGAAAAGAUCAGUAAGACCAGACUAUAUGAUUUUGAAACUGACUGAUGCACAAAUUCGCUCUACUAUGAGGAAACUUUCUCCCUCCGUGAGAAACUUUACCAAGCACGAAAUUCAAUUCCGAAAAUUAUUAUUCUCCUAUGCAGAAACUGAGACAGACACACCGAUAAACAUAGGGAAAGUUACUACCGACGAGAAGAAUAAUGCAUCGUGCGAGCAAGUGAACGAAGGAUUCGGUUGGGCUAGAGUAGUUAUUACAAUUUAUUCGCAACGUAUGAGUGGUCAGUUGGAGGAUAGUUCGGAAGGAGAACCUGACUCAAGCUUGGAUGAAACUUUGGAAAAUGCGCCUAAACAUCAACCAUCGCCGUUCAGUUCGAAACGUAUUAUUCACGAGUCCGAUACACCUCAUUCCAGACCCUAUGCACCGGGCGACAAGGAUGAUUUAGAGCAAAGAGAGGGCGAAGAACUAAUCAUACCAGGUAGUCGAGAAGAAAUGAUGGAGUUUAUGGACGAUGGCUUCCAUAGUUCUAGGAUUCAAUUGGAAAUCAACUUUCCAUGUGUUUCCGUCCAAAUACCAUCUAAACGUCUCUAUGAACUGCUGUACAACAGAUUUAAUACCGAUCUUUUUUUAUGGGAACCUUCGGCACCAAGGCCAAAGUACAGUACGCACAUGGAAAGUCAUAUAGGUCUCGAUUUAGCGUCUACUUUGUUACAAGAAUCUGUAUAUCCUAGAUUUAGCACGUGUAAGAGUGGAAUACAGUAUGAUUCCGAUUCGGACUCGGACGAAGAGGGUAUAUUUCAUUCGGCUGCUGACAAGAGUUACAGACAACAUCAGAAUAAGAUAUCGAGAAAUGGUCAGAGUAAAUUAGCGCUAUUUUUGAAUAUAGAUCAAGGUCUUUUAUGCAUGUAUACUCCUGUUCGUGAUUCAAUGCGCAAUGUUAUUCCUGGACAACAAGGAGAACUGAUCAUCCGACUGGAGGAUGCAACAAUAUUUUCGGUAUCUUCGUACAGAGGAAAUUCAAAUUUGGGUUACGUUUGUGCUAUGAUUAAAUACGUGUCUUUGGAUCAUUGUGGAUUAAUGACGACUCCGUCGCAACCACCUUCAUUGAGACCUAUUAAUAGCGUUACUCCGCAACAUUGUAAACACGCUAUAUAUAAAAGUGAACCAUCUGCAACUGUAGCGGGAUUAAAUAACAAUUUCAAUGACAUGGUGAAGCUUGCUAUAAGAAUACAGGCUUCCCAUCAAACUCAUCGUAUCAAGACUUUCAGAGUAGCAGUAGGCAUAUCGAAUGCUACAUUAAGACACAGAAUGUGCAUCACCGGUACAUCAUGGUUCACGCAGUUAACAGAUUGUUUGGACGUAGCCGAUCAUCCAGUUGCCGGUUAUUCUCCACCAGGAAUUUUAACGGAAUUACAUCUACACCUUUGGGAUUGCGCAGUUGAUUAUAGGCCGCUUCAUCUACCACUAAGGUCAGUGGUUACCCUCGGAAACUUUAGCGUAUCUAGCAACAUUGCCGCACAAACGAACACUUCGACGUUACGUUUUAUAGCGGAAGAUAUUGCCUUAUUCAUAUCUAAUAAAAUAGGAAAACACGUUAAUCUAAAACAGGAUUACGUUUGCGUAAUGGAUGUAGGACUGUUUGAAUUGUCGUUAAGGCUGAACGAUAAAAUGUGCGGUGGAGCACCUAGAGUCGAUUUAAGGGCAAGCAAUAACGUUCUCCAUGUUCGAACGUGUUCAGAUUCUGGUCGAGCUCUUAUUCAAUUGCUAACUUAUUUCGCGAACGAUGGAGACCUGAUACCUAACACAGAAAACGCCGAAAGCAUGUGCACCGUACCGAGUUCCGGGGACGAGGAAAGUCUCCUCGGUGAUGAGAGUAUCAAUACUCUAAGCAAAAGUCAAGUUGAACGUGUAAAUACUUUGAUGGAGGAAGCGAUGGAAGAGACUGUGAAAGGAACGUCUUCGAACGUAGAUGGCAAUACAUUGACAACUGAGAAUCAGGUGGAAGUAUUUUUCUUUCCCGACGAGUCUCAUCCUGCUACGCAAACAGUACCUGAAAUGUGUAAAAGUCCUGAACAAUGUGCCAAGCCGGAAUGUAAUAUAGAGGUUGAGGAUCCUAACGAGGAUUUUUGUAUAUUAGGAGAAGAGGCGGGUACAGGAAUCAUGCCUAGACACGGGGUACCAGAAGUUCGUUGGCUUUGUCAAGAAUCUUUAAGGAUAAUCGAUAAUCAUUUCGCGGUUCCACUCGGUAAAACUGAUUUACUUAAAGCACCACGACAUUUCCCAGCUCCAAUUUUAAGGUACACCCUGUGCGAAAUGACACUGAUUUGGCACAUGUACGGAGGGAAAGAUUUCGAGAAACCGUCGCAAUCCGCAAUGAAAAAGCAAGUUGUUAUCAACGAUAAUGCGUACCGUUCAAACGCAACGGCUCAAGAAAAAAAUAGAUUAUGGUGCGAUGGAGUUACUUUCAAUAAAUCCAAUCCGAACGAGGUACAUUUUGAAAGUGUACCAAAUUCACCGCGAGGAAGAUGUAAAGAAAGUACCGAAUGGCAAGCGUUGGGAGGCCCUGGUCGCCGACACGACGUUCUCAUGGAACUUCAACUAAAUAAAGUACGCUUUCAACACGAAGUCUAUCCAGAGAACACUACCGAGGCAGCAAGACAAAUCUUACUAGUAAGCGAGAUAGAAAUUAGAGACAGAUUGGCGUCCUCGCACAUCAACAAAUUCUUAUAUCAGUACAGUAGCGAAGCGAGACCUAAACAAUCUCAUGCGAAUAUGUUUGCCAUGAAAGCAGUUCACGUGAGACCGGAUCCAAAAUUAAGUUCUCAGGAAUGUUGUUUAAAGCUCAGCCUACUGCCUUUACGUCUAAAUAUUGAUCAAGACAGCCUAUUGUUCUUGAUAGAGUUUUUCAACGAAUUGGGUGGUGGUUCAAAGCAAACUCAAGAGAAUUCUAGUACACCCAACAACCCUCAAUCAUCCCCUGUAUCCAAGCAAGGGACACCAACGCAUCAUCCACCUGUUAUGAGCGUGAAUGAUUCUGCGCCUAAUGCAUCAACGCCAACGAAUACUUCCCAAAGCGAUAAUAUAGAUCCAAAUUUAUUAAUACUUCUAGAAGAUGAAUUAAUGGUUAAAGAAAAUAAAGUGAAAACGAAACCGACCCAUGAGACCCACGAGGACUGUCAACCAAUAUAUUUUAGGAGCGUGAUAUUUUCUCCAGAAGUCCUUGUUAGAUUAGAUUAUCAUGGAAAGCGUGUAGAUCUCACUCAUGGACCAUUAGCAGGCCUUCUAAUGGGUCUGGCACAAUUGAAUUGUUCUGAGCUAAGACUGAAAAGGUUAACACAUCGACACGGACUUCUGGGAUUCGAUAAACUUAUAUCGUUUUUACUUUCUGAAUGGUUGCAAGACAUCAAGAAGAAUCAACUUCCAAGUUUACUUGGCGGUGUUGGUCCUAUGCAUUCAUUGGUACAAUUGUUUCAAGGUAUACGAGAUUUGUUUUGGUUACCCAUCGAGCAAUAUCAAAAAGAUGGUAGAAUCAUUAGGGGAUUGCAACGAGGCGCGAAUAGCUUUACUACGUCUACUGCAAUGGCAGCAUUGGAAUUAACUUCUAGAUUGAUUCACGCUAUACAAAGUACUGCUGAAACGGCUUAUGACAUGGUCAGUCCUGGUCCCAGUGUAAGACGUAAAAGUAAAGGACAGAAAGGUCGUCGAAAAAGAUACAGUCAGCCAUUGGAUAUUCGAGAAGGAAUGGCUAACGCUUAUAUGCUAGUAAAAGAGGGUUUGGGUGAAACCGCGAAUCAAUUAGUUCGUGUAGCCAGCGAAGAACACGAACAAAAAGGAGUCUCUGGUGCUGUAGGUGGUGUGUUAAGACAAAUACCGCCAACAGUCGUAAAGCCGAUUAUUUUGGCUACGGAAGCGACUAGUAACGUUUUAGGUGGAAUGCAAUCGCAGUUAGUUCCCGAUGCCAGACGGGAAGCAGCUCAAAAGUGGCGACAAGAUUCUAACGAUGCAAAUUAAAAUUGCUUUUCAAUCGAUCGUCGAUUUUUCUAUCGACCCUCGUGUGUAACAUAUAAAAACCAUGACGCGAAAUUUGAGAGAAGAAAGACGGAUGGAAUUUUUCAUUUAAUAUAAGAAAGAAAUCCACGUGUAAGAAAGAAGGUCAAUUGACUCGAAGACGCGUAAAGAAAUUACGAUAAAAUUUUAAACCUAAUCGCAUAAAUUUGAUGAAAAAAAAAAAAAAAGAAAAGGAAACGCAAUCAUUUCUAAACGAUAUAAUAUAUUCAUGUAACUAUAUCUUUCAGUUCCAUUGGUUUUGUUACAUAUUACAAAGAAAUCGAUCCGAUUUGUUAUAUUUAUAGUUUAUAAAUAAAAUAUAUAUACCGUAGUGAAACGUCGUUACUACAGCUUGUAUGUAUUUUUGUUCUAAUAAUGCGUAUGUUUUAUACCAAUGAUAUGUAUGUGACGAGUUUUUAUUAAUAAAAUUGUAACGCUUA